AUGGCCAGAGACUGUCUCUUUCUCUUUCAAUUUUGCAACAUGGGUCGUCGGGACAAGUCCUGCAGUCCUGCUUUGAGGCAACGCUUAGCUACAGAGUGUUGGCUCGCCAAACCAGGAAUUCGAGACAGCCAAAACGCGAAGGCACGUCUUCGAGUGGCUCGUAACAGGGCAAAAAAAUUGCAAAUGCAACCUUCCGCAGAGCAAAAUCCGUGCAUUCCUGGCACUGGAUCCCCCCCACUCGAUUGCGAUAACAUUUCGCAUGAUUCCCGGUCAGAUUGUGAAGAUGAUCAGUCUUAUGAUUUCCCUUACAACACUGAACAACAACCCGUCGCUGCCAUCGCUUCCCCCCCACUCAACAAUUUCUCUUACGACGCUGAAACCUCAUUCGACGAUUUCUCUUACGAGGGCAAUGACUCUGUGCUCACCAUGGACAACGACCUUCCUUGUUCUUGUGACGUUCCCACACUGCAAACAAUAGAGAACACUGUCAGACAAUGGCAGAAAGAGUGGGAAUCAGAGAGUGCGUGGAAUGAGGCAUUCGACGAUGAACUUGGGCGUGCUCGCAUAGAGGGGGAACACGCCACCACCACAUUCCUUGACGAGUGCGCACAACAUAUUAUAGAUGGGAAGGAGCUACUCGAGAGCAUCCAUGAUGUCGUGCGCACACAUUGCCCAUACUGCAGGGAGCAGCUUAAGUAUGAUGGUAUCUUACUAUAUGAUUUACUCGUUUGUGUCGUGUCACAAGUCAAAUUUUUGAGGUAA
Messenger RNA from Suillus plorans, 762 nucleotides. RefSeq lists its product as uncharacterized. The record is from RefSeq and is a predicted model, not a curated record. The transcript is spliced from 3 exons. NCBI's taxonomy places the organism in Eukaryota, Fungi, Basidiomycota, Agaricomycetes, Boletales, Suillaceae. Bases 1 to 762 code for a protein of 253 amino acids.